AUGAGCUUCGUAUCGGACGCCGCAACGAGCGACUUUCCCAUCCAGAACCUCCCGUACGGCAUCUUCUCUACGUCCACUAGCGCGCACAAGCGCGUGGGCGUCGCCAUUGGCACCUUUGUACUCGACUUGUCUGUGCUCGAGACCGAAGGCCACUUCGCCGAAUUUGACGCUGCGUGUUUCCAUGACUCGUCGCUCAACCGGUUCAUGGCGCAAGGAUCGACCGUGUGGUCCAAAGCGCGCGCAACGAUCGCACGACUACUGUCAGCUGAUGAACCCACGCUACGGGACAAUGAAGAGCUCCGACACCGCGCGUUGAUCCGCAUGGAAGACGUGCAGAUGCACUUGCCGGCCAAAGUCGGCGACUAUACGGACUUUUACUCGUCACGCGAACACGCGACCAACGUCGGCCGUAUGUUCCGCGGAGACGACCACGCGCUGCAGCCCAAUUGGCUCCACUUGCCCGUCGGAUACCACGGACGUGCGUCCUCCAUCGUCACGUCAGGUACCGACGUGCGUCGUCCGUGUGGCCAAUUGCAGGCGGACGCGAAGGACCCAUCAAAGGGGUCCAAGUACGGACCAUGUCGCGUGCUUGACUACGAGCUGGAGAUGGCGUUUUUCGUUGGUCCGUCCAAUGAGCUUGGCGAACCGAUCUCAAUCAGUGAGGCAGAGGACCACAUCUUUGGUGUCGUCUUGAUGAAUGACUGGAGCGCUCGUGACAUUCAAAAGUGGGAGUACGUUCCGCUCGGACCCUUUGGGGCCAAGAACUUUGCAACUACCAUCUCACCGUGGGUCGUGCCCCUCGCGGCUUUAGAGCCUUUUCGGUGCGAACCGAGUUUUGGCCCAGCUCAAAAAGAUCCACAGCCGCUGGCGUACCUCACAGACCCAAGUUAUGCCCGUGGCACCUACGAUAUCAAUCUCAGUGUCUCGGUGAAACCAGAGCAGUCCGACCAGGCGUACACCGUGACAAAGAGCAACUUUCGCAACAUGUACUGGAACAUGAAGCAACAGCUUGUUCACCACACAGUCACGGGAUGCAACAUGCAACCUGGCGACCUUUUGGGCAGCGGUACCAUCAGCGGUAGCACGGACGACAGCUUGGGCUCCAUGCUGGAACUGAGCUGGCAAGGAACCCGCGACGUGGCACUUGGGGACGGCGGGCUCACCCGCAAGUUUCUGCAGGACGGUGACACGGUGGCAAUCUCGGGCUUCUGCCAGGGCCAUGGCUACAGGAUAGGAUUUGGCUCGUGUGAGGGCAAGAUUCUGCCUGCACGCCAGUGCAAUGCCUAG
Molecule: messenger RNA, 1287 nt
Organism: Hyaloperonospora brassicae
Lineage: Eukaryota; Oomycota; Peronosporomycetes; Peronosporales; Peronosporaceae
Source: the annotation of a GenBank genome assembly